AUGUGCUGUAGACUCGCAGCCUCGCUGUUGCUCCUGCUCAUGUCCCUGCGGCCGAAUUGCGCCGCCAGUUUGCCAGGUCACAGCCAGCAGUUCCGAUCCCACGCACUGAAGAGGCUGCUCGAGGUCUUCGGGAUGGAGGACGCCCCACAGUCCCCUCACAGGGCCCGCCAGCCCCCUCAGUAUAUGCUGGACCUUUACAAUGCAGUUGCAGACGUGGACGGAGUGACCAAGCAACCUGAUUUACUCGUGGGAAACACGGUGCGCAGCUUCCUGGAUAGAACUCGCAGCCAGCAGUUCCAGUUCUUUUUCAACCUGUCCAGUGUGGCUAAGAGCGAAACCAUUCUUACCGCUCAGCUGCACCUCUUCAAAUUGAGAGGUCGACUCUUUCAGGAUAACCUGUAUGAAAGGCAACAACACUUCUGUCAGGUCAGUGUCUACCAGAUACUGGACAGUAAUAACACAUCUACAGCAGAGGAAUUACGACUGCUGUCAUCCAGAAUACUGGCAGUCCAUGACAGCACAUGGGAGGUCUUCACAAUCACCAAGGCUGUAUAUGCAUGGACACAGGAUAUAAAGAGCAACAAAGGCUUGAUGGUCAUUGUGCAAACUCUGGCUGGGCAGCAGACCAGCAAUCAUUUUGUCCGUUUUGCCACAGGACGAGAUCAUCACAGCAGCAAGCAACCAAUGCUGGUCCUCUUCACAGACGAGGAGAGGAGAGGGAUUACCACUUCCCCGUCACGAAAAGGUAAACAUUUGUUACCCAUCCCUAACUGCCCUAAAAUAACACUCCAGAACAAAGCAAGCCAGAACCGAAACACAAGGUCCUUGCAUUUCCAAGCAUGUCAAAGGCAUCCUCUAUAUGUAGACUUUGAAGAGAUUGGCUGGUCUGGUUGGAUUAUCUCCCCUCGAGGUUACAAUGCUUAUCAUUGUAAAGGAGCAUGUUUCUUCCCACUGGGCCAAAAUAUGAGACCAACCAAUCAUGCCACUGUCCAGUCUAUUAUCAAUGCUCUUAAACUAGCUAAUGAUGUGGCAUCUCCAUGCUGUAUCCCAGACAAACUCUUCUCCAUUAAUCUUCUCUAUUUUGAUGAUGAUGAAAACGUCGUCCUGAAACAGUAUGAUGACAUGGUUGCUGGAAGCUGUGGGUGCCAUUAACUCAUUAUGGACCCCUCAUUCACUGAGUUCUCAUAACCAUCCCAGUCUUGCAUAAUGUCUAGCUCCUGAGGUGAGAAACCAGCAUCCUCAGGAGAUCUGAAAGCAAUGGGGUUAAUAGCAAUCGUUUUAAAAAUGCUUACCAUGCAAGAAAAGUGUUGGUCUGAGAAAUGGCUUUAAAGAAAAAGGUCAAUCCCUAAAGCAAUGUGUGCAGACUGCAGAAUGAGUUAUAAAAUGUGUAAAUGUGUAUAUAGUGUUAUACAGAUGUAUUAAUAUAUCAGGAUCAAGAGUAAUUCUGGCAUUGAUUAAUGUAAAUUGAUGUAUUAUACAGAAUACAUAUAGCAUAAUAG
Messenger RNA from Hemiscyllium ocellatum (epaulette shark), 1499 nucleotides. RefSeq names its product anti-dorsalizing morphogenic protein (gene admp). Gene Ontology annotation, molecular function: growth factor activity; cytokine activity. Bases 1 to 1152 code for a protein of 383 amino acids. The transcript has 6 exons. Gene Ontology annotation, cellular component: extracellular region. The record is from RefSeq and is a predicted model, not a curated record. Gene Ontology annotation, biological process: SMAD protein signal transduction. NCBI's taxonomy places the organism in Eukaryota, Metazoa, Chordata, Chondrichthyes, Orectolobiformes, Hemiscylliidae.